AUGCUCCCCUUGUCACUGCUGAAGACAGCGCAGAACCACCCCACGCUGGUGGAGCUGAAGAACCGGGAGACCUACAAUGGGCACCUGGUGAGCUGUGACAACUGGAUGAACAUCAACCUCAGAGAGGUGAUCUGCAUGUCGAGGGACGGCGACAAGUUCUGGCGGAUGCCCAAGUGCUACAUCCGUGGCAACACCAUCAAGUACCUGCGUAUCCCUGAUGAGAUCAUCGACAUGGUGCGGGAGGAGGCCGCCAAGGGUCGAGGGCAAGGGCGACUGCCGCAGCAGCAGAAGCAGCAGAAAGGCCGAGGCAUGGACGGUGCUGCCCGAGGUGUGUUUGGUGGCAGAGGCCAGGGUGGCAUCCCGGGUGCAGGCCGUGGUCAGCCUGAGAAGAAACCAGGACGGCAAGCGGGCAAGCAGUGA
Molecule: messenger RNA, 420 nt
Organism: Peromyscus eremicus (cactus mouse)
Lineage: Eukaryota; Metazoa; Chordata; Mammalia; Rodentia; Cricetidae
Product: U6 snRNA-associated Sm-like protein LSm4
Exons: 1
Coding region: 1-420 (139 amino acids)
Biological process (GO): spliceosomal snRNP assembly; mRNA splicing, via spliceosome; nuclear-transcribed mRNA catabolic process
Cellular component (GO): U6 snRNP; spliceosomal tri-snRNP complex; P-body
Molecular function (GO): U6 snRNA binding
Source: RefSeq, a predicted model, not a curated record